This is a messenger RNA of Spinacia oleracea (spinach), 2018 nucleotides long. RefSeq lists its product as uncharacterized. Bases 133 to 1809 code for a protein of 558 amino acids. The record is from RefSeq and is a predicted model, not a curated record. Lineage: Eukaryota; Viridiplantae; Streptophyta; Magnoliopsida; Caryophyllales; Amaranthaceae. The transcript has 5 exons.
UGGAUGUAAAUUUUCUAAUAAAAUUCAAUCAAUUUCAACUUUGGCGCAAAACACAAAAACUCAAAAAUUCAUCAGCUAAAAAAACGCACUAUCUCUCUCCUUUUCUCUCUCCAAAAAUCACUUCUUUCUCUAAUGGCGGACAUUGAGCCUCCAUCAUUCUCCUUAGGCCUAGACUUAGACUUCGAGCCCUCACAAAAUCACCCGCCCAUCUGGGGGUUGCCGACCCCCAAAAUUCCUGGAGCAGUUGAGCUCCAUCAAAAAGGAAAAGAAAAGGUAAAAGAACUUGAAGAUUACGACGAGUUUGAGUUGCGAGUAUCCGACUCCGAACCCGAAUCACCGGAAAUAUCGGCCCGGUCUCUUCUCCUUCGUCUUCGCCGUGGUGGGCCAUCCUUUCCAAAGCCUAUUUCUACCCCCAUUUUCAAUUCUGUAGAUGAUGAUAUUGAGGAAUUUUCUGACGAGGAAAUUGCCCGAACAACAGAUGAUUUUCCGGCACCUCAACACCAUUCUUCGUGUAGCAGUUCAAAGUUGCCCUUAUCUGGAUGUGGGGUUUUGGUGAGACAACAGGAAAGUGAUGUAAACAAUAGAAAAGGAAAACAAGAUUCGAGCUGCCCCUCUACAAGUUUAGGUUCAAAUAAGGGAAAAGCUGUGUUUCCAAACUUGACCGCAAGCCCCCUACGAAGGUUUCAGCUACUUGAUUCUGAAUCAGAUCCUGAUGAUCCAUCAGAUGUACACAUUGACAGGGAAGCUAGCAGAGUUGACUUUUCAAAGAACAACAAACAAAAAGAAUACGAUAUUCGAGCAAGAUUCAAGCUACUUGAUUCUGAAUCAGAACCUGAUGAUUCAUCAGAUGUACACAUUGAUAGGGAAGCUAGCAGAGUUAACUUCUCAAAAAGCAAUGGACAAAAAGAAUACAGUAUUGGAGAAAGAUUUAAGCUACUUGAUUCUGAAUCAGAACCAGAUGAUCCAUCAGUUGGUGAACGCGUUGACAGGGUAUCUAAUGGGGUUGAACUUUCCAAAAACAUUGAACAGAAAGAAUUCAACCACGGAAGCCAUAGAAUGUCCCUUGAAAAAAAUACAGAUUUGUUGCCUCCUAUUUCACAGAAGCAGGAUCUGUGGAAAGAUUUUUGUGUCAGUGAUAAGUGUGCUGUACAGACCCCUGUUUUUGAUGAACUUUGCAAAGAAUAUUUCCAAGCUGUAAAAUCAAGCAAGCCAGCUCCAGGUUCUCACAAGUUCUGUUCAAGUACACAGGAAUUAAGCAUGAACGAUGCCAAUAUAAUAUUGCAACACCAAGAUUCAGGAUCUGUUUUUCCUCCAUCUCACCAUUACUUUUUUCAUAUUGAUUUGAGGAUCCAGAGAUUAGUCCGCAGUCGUUUACCUCACUUUUUCCCAUUGACUGCUACUGAUGCCGGAUCAAAAUCACAUAAGGCAUCAUCUAUAGAUUACAUGAGUCAAUUCGGUCAGGAUGAUGGUAAUCGGCAAACUGGCAGAAAAGUCUCUUUAGAGAAAAGUUCCAGAAGGGGAAGAAAGAAAUCUAAGAACUCUAGUAUAGAAGAAACAUCCAUUGAUUCUGGAAACUGGAUUAAUCCCAAACAGACAGCCAGCACCAGCACUCCAACAGAUGCUGCCAGGAGACGGAUUCAUGCUGAUGGUCAAUCUGCUGGUCAGUGGCUUACAGAAAAUGGAAGGAAGGUGUAUAUCACCAAAAAUGGAAAAGAACUGACAGGUCGACUUGCUUACAGACAUUAUAGAAAGGAAAGCGGAAGAAGUUUUAAGAAGAUAAAAAAGAAGGGUGCUGCGAAGAAAAAGUGAAAGUUUCAAGCUGUUGAGCUAGCAAUGUAGUACUCCUGCAUUAAUCUUCUGUUCUGUGAUCUUUCCUGUGUUUUUUCUAAUUACCAAUCACAUUUUGCGGGUUAGAUGUACAGUAGUACUACUCGUAUUUACUAACAUUUAUGCAUAUGUUUCAAAUUUGUAUAACAGGGCUGAGUUUUGUUGGUAAAAAUGUUCAUACAUUUCUGAAA